This is a messenger RNA of Ochlerotatus camptorhynchus, 2985 nucleotides long. It is a transcript of the gene croc, whose product is annotated as crocodile. Gene Ontology annotation, biological process: regulation of transcription by RNA polymerase II; cell differentiation; anatomical structure morphogenesis. The coding region runs from base 601 to 1839 and encodes 412 amino acids. Gene Ontology annotation, molecular function: RNA polymerase II cis-regulatory region sequence-specific DNA binding; DNA-binding transcription factor activity, RNA polymerase II-specific. NCBI's taxonomy places the organism in Eukaryota, Metazoa, Arthropoda, Insecta, Diptera, Culicidae. The record is from RefSeq and is a predicted model, not a curated record. The transcript has a single exon.
AGGAAAAAUCAUCAUCAUCGUCGGUCCCGCUGCUAGUACGCUAAUCGGUCCCAACUGUUUUUGUAUAUUUUUGGACGUCCGAGUGUGUUGAUAUGUUAUUUUAUCGUUGGAACCCGUCGCUGCAAUAGCAAGUUUUGCUCACUCGCGCCCGCUCGCAGUGCCGCCGUGUGUUUGUGCGCCCAAUUUUCGAACCAGGAACGUCCACACGGCCAUAGGGACGAGCCACCAGUUAGUGUCGGUACCGCACCGAUGGUGGAUGUGUGUUUUUUGUUAUUUAUGAUAAUAAAGUGAAAUUUUGAUUGAAAACAAUGUCGGUGUGAUAUUUACCUUCGACCGUCUCGCCUUUUUCGUAAAUGCUCCGGGUUUUUAUUAUUAUUGGAAGCAAGACGAUUAGUGACAGUGAGCGGCGGGUGAACCCGUCCGACCUGCGGAGAAAAAGAGUUUAACGAAAAAAAUAUUUGCACAAAUUUGUUGUGGAAGAUAAUAUUGUUCGGAAUAACAAAUUCAGUUGUUUAAAUUGAAAACAAACGUGGUUAGUGGACUGCAGAGACACGCGACUUCUUUGGCAACUGAGUGUGUUUACAGUGGAGAAGAACGAAGAUGCAUACUCUAUUUACGGAUCAAAAUACAUUCUCGCGGCACUAUGGCCAUGCACAGCCGGGAUAUCCUACGAACACGGCAGCCAUGGCUCCUGCUCAUCACUACACCUAUGAUCAAUACUCGCGAUAUACCUAUGCAGGAUCGGCGUACGCUCUGGCGGCCCCUCACCAAAAUAAGGAAAUGGUGAAGCCGCCGUAUUCCUACAUUGCAUUAAUUGCGAUGGCUAUCCAGCAGUCGCCGGAGAAGAAAGUCACCUUAAAUGGAAUCUAUCAGUACAUCAUGGAACGGUUUCCCUACUACCGGGAUAACAAACAAGGUUGGCAGAACUCGAUUAGGCACAAUCUAAGCCUGAACGAGUGUUUUGUAAAAGUGGCCCGAGACGACAAAAAGCCGGGUAAAGGAAGCUACUGGACGCUGGAUCCGGACUCGUACAAUAUGUUCGAUAAUGGGUCAUUCCUCCGACGCAGACGACGCUUCAAGAAAAAGGAUGCCCUCAAAGAAAAGGAGGAAAUGAUUAAGCGGCAAACUAUGAUGCUCGAAGACAAGAUGGGUGAUAUCAAACCAAUCAAGAUUAUGGGCUCUAGCCACCAUCACCUGGACGGCAAGCAGCUCUCCCAUCAAUUCAAGCGGGAACCGGGACUAGAUCUAGCCACUCAGUGCAUGGUGAAAGACGGUCUUGCUCCGACAAUCCUCAACACCUGCCACGAUACACUCGCCACCCAGAUGAAUCACCUGUCAGCCAGCGAUCACGGGUUCUCGGUAGAUUCCUUAAUGAAUGUCUACAACCCACGGCUUCACCACACGUCCUAUCCGUAUCACUUCAACGAAGAAAAUCUGGUGACGACCUCGAGCCAGUUACGUCAUCACCACAGCACCGCCCAUCAUCCACCACCCCAUGGAGGUUGGUACACCCCUGAAACGCCUCCGGAAUCCAUUGGGAACACCUCCGGUGGAAGUGCGUCCGCUCCUCACAUCCCUACGUCAACGCCUACCUCGACCGGAUUCCGAGAUAUGGUGUUCGAUCAUAGUCAAACCAACUGCCAAAUGGAUACGGGCAGCCCCAGCAAUAGCAUUACAUCGGCCAGUCCACCGGUGAUUCCUGGAACGGCAGCGAGCAGUGCAGCUGCGGCAGCCGCCGCUGCAGCCGGACACCUAACGGCCGGCAACCUGAGUCACCUAGGCCACUACCGAUCACACGUUGGCUAUUAUCAGGACUGUGGCAUCAAGUACGGCGUGUAAAGUGAUCCGAGGUAUUAGAUAUUGUAGAUAAGUUGUUCAGAUCUCUCACGCUCUUGUGCUGAAGAGGCUUAAAAGCAUCAAUCAUCGCCCCGUUUCGAUAGCUCCUCAUUCAGACUGGGUACUCUUCACCUGAAGAAGCUUCUUCGCCAAAUUCAAGCCUCAGUUGGCCUUGGAAAAUAUUUCCACUUGCGACGGGGGUUUCGUUUUAACUUUCCUUGUUGUGAGAAUGCGGCUCUACGGUUGCUUUGUUCAUUAUUUAUUUCGUUUCCCUGGUAAUCCGUGUUAAUUUUAGAACCCGAUUCCGCUGAAUUCUUUAGGAAAACUUUCCAGACAAGCCGCAGCACAGUUGCCUGAGUGGAUCUGAACCCGACGCGAAACAAGUGAGUGAAAUUAAGGCGAAAAUCAAUGACUGAAGCUCGAAUUUAAUUUAUUUCUAUACAAACGUUUACGUUAUACUCUUAAAGGCACUGAGAGGAAACAACGCACUUGAAUCGAGCAUCUCAUUCCCAGCUAUAUACCUAUCAGUCUCUAUCAUCUCUCCGGUGAAGAGUUUAUGUAGAAGUAGAAACAGCAGAUUGCAAUUUUGAAUGAUUCGUUACUAACUGUUCAAACUUAGGCAUUUUAUUGGACUCUGUAAAUGUUACGACAAUUUUUACUCCGGAAAAGAGAGCAAGCUCGUUUGGCGAACUGCGAUGCAAACAAAAACUGUAAAUAUUAGUAUUGUAGUUUUUACCGGUGUAUAGUCAAUCGAGAACAAACCAUGACAAAAUGGCUUAUCUCUGUGCAAAGAAAAACAAAAAAAAGUAAUCCACUUCAAUUUCAACUGUCAUGACCGAUGAGCGAACACAAUAGAGGGCUAGGUGAACGUGCAAAUAGACUUCCUUUUUUUUCUCCAGCAAAGAGAAGAUUAAAACGUUAGCGAUGUGAUGUUUCGUAAUAAAUCUGUGAAAUUUGAAUGUAUGCUGCUAUGCGUCCGUUGGCUGGUUGGUUGCUUGAUUGGUUGGUGUGAAUGUAAAGUCCUAUCCGUUCCGGCGCUCGAGUACCAUUUCGAAGGGUACCGAAUCCAAAGCGAUUCCAUUGUUUGAUCCCUGAUUUCCAUUUGUUCCUAUUUUGUGCUACCGAAACUGUAUAGAGUAGAAGCAUUGC